AUGGUGGAGUCCCUGGCAUGCCCGCGGUGCACGCGGCACGUCGAGGGGCGAGCCUGCGCGCUGUGCCAGGAGAGCCGCGUGCCGCCUGGGGACGGAAGUCGCGAGGGCUGCCACGCGGAGCGCCCCGAGAUCCCCGCGGAGCGGGAUCACCCGAAGGACGAGUACGCCGGGCCGUGCGGCGGGCCCGACGAUGCCGAGGCGGACCUGCUCGUGGUGCUGCUGUGCCGCGUCGUGGGGGGGCGCGUCCACUACACGGACCAGGACACUCCCGACCCGCACUUCCUGAGCAAGUCCGUGGUGCACGGCUCCUACGACUCGGUGCUGGGCGACCGGGAGAAGCUGAAAGGCACCUUCCGCGAGUUCAUCGUGUACAACAACGAUCAGGCUUACCCGGAGUACAUCGUCAUGUAUCGCAGGAGAUACAUUGAUCCGGCGCCUGAUCCAAAGAAGGCGCCGCCGACGCCGGUGACGACAACGUCAACCAUCUCGUCGGCGACAAUUGCUGCGUCUCACAGGGCCACGACCUCCACGCCGAGGUCCCUCGCCUCUGCGGGCGGAGGGGCGAAGGUGGCCAUAUGA
Messenger RNA from Prorocentrum cordatum, 579 nucleotides. The record is from the annotation of a GenBank genome assembly. NCBI's taxonomy places the organism in Eukaryota, Dinophyceae, Prorocentrales, Prorocentraceae.